Sinocyclocheilus grahami is the source of this 336-nucleotide messenger RNA. Its product is annotated as prostaglandin E2 receptor EP4 subtype-like. Gene Ontology annotation, cellular component: plasma membrane. The record is from RefSeq and is a predicted model, not a curated record. The transcript has a single exon. The annotation marks the transcript as partial. Gene Ontology annotation, biological process: inflammatory response; cellular response to prostaglandin E stimulus; negative regulation of inflammatory response. Gene Ontology annotation, molecular function: prostaglandin E receptor activity. NCBI's taxonomy places the organism in Eukaryota, Metazoa, Chordata, Actinopteri, Cypriniformes, Cyprinidae.
UGCCAGUACUUCGGAUUCGUUCUGCUCUUCUUCUCCCUCGCUGGGCUGAGCAUCAUCUGCGCCAUGUCCAUCGAGAGAUACAUCGCCAUCAAUCACGCGUACUUCUACAACGACCACGCGGAUAAGAAGCUCGCAGGAGCCACGCUGCUCGCCAUUUACGCAUCCAACAUACUGUUCUGCGCGCUGCCCAGCGCUGGUUUUGGAGAGGUCAAGAUGCAGUACCCUCAAACCUGGUGCUUCAUCGACUGGCGGACCAACGUGAGCACGCACGCCGCGUUUUCCUUCAUGUACGCGGGCUGCAGCUCGCUGCUGAUCCUGGUGACGGUGGUCUGUAAC